Gastrolobium bilobum is the source of this 1122-nucleotide messenger RNA. RefSeq names its product cathecol O-methyltransferase 1-like. The transcript has 4 exons. The record is from RefSeq and is a predicted model, not a curated record. The coding region runs from base 1 to 1122 and encodes 373 amino acids. Gene Ontology annotation, molecular function: protein dimerization activity; O-methyltransferase activity; S-adenosylmethionine-dependent methyltransferase activity. Gene Ontology annotation, biological process: methylation. Lineage: Eukaryota; Viridiplantae; Streptophyta; Magnoliopsida; Fabales; Fabaceae.
AUGGCUCCUUCAUUAGAAACCAAUAGUGGUGAAGCCAAGAACCUUACACAUGAAGGAGAACAUGUACAAGAAGAAGAUGGCAUCCUUUUUGCCGUGAACAUGAUGUCUUCUGUUGUUGUUCCACUAGUAACUCGAUCAGCAGUUGAGCUUGGCAUCUUUGACAUACUAGCCAAAGCAGGUGAAGGUGUGAAGCUCUCUGCAGAGGACAUUGCAAUUCAAAUUAAAGCAAAGAACCCAGAAGCACCCAAUAUGGUGGAUCGUCUUCUUAGGUUGUUGGCAAGUCACUCCAUGGUUUCUUGUUCAAUUUCUGAAGAUCAACAAGGGCUUGCUUCUCCUCAAAGGCUCUAUAGUCUCACCCCAAUGUCCAAGUAUUUUGUGAACGAUGCUGAUGGUGUGUCAUUCGGACCCACCUUGAACUUACCACUGGACAAGAUCUUCAUGAAAAGUUGGACCGAAAUGAAAGGUGCUAUCAUAGAAGGAGGUAUACCAUUCAACAGGGUUUAUGGUAUGAAUGCAUUUGAGUAUCCAGGUGUGGAUCCAAGGUUCAAUGAUGUUUUCAACAGAGCUAUGUUCAAUUUUACCGCUAUAGUUAUGAAGAGGGUUCUUGAGUUUUACGAAGGUUUUGAGCAGAUAAAUACACUGGUGGAUGUUGGUGGUGGUCUUGGUAUUAAUCUCAAGCUCAUCACUUCCAAAUAUCCUCAUAUCCAAGGUGUUAAUUUUGAUUUGCCUCAUGUUGUGGAGCAUGCCCCUACCUAUGCUGGGGUGAAACAUGAGGGAGGAGAUAUGUUUGAGAGUGUCCCUAACGGAGACGUCAUUUUCAUGAAGUGGAUACUUCACGAUUGGAGUGAUGAGCACUGCUUGAAGUUGUUGAAGAAUUGCCAUAAGGCUAUUCCUAAUGAUGGAAGAGUGAUUGUUGUGGACGCAAUUCUUCCAGCUUUUCCUGAGAGUACACUUGCUGCUAAGGCUGGUUUCCAAGCUGACAUCUUAAUGAUGGCACAAAACCCAGGAGGGAAAGAACGAACCCAACAAGAGUUCAUGGAAUUGGCAUUAGGAUCUGGAUUCAGUGGCAUCAAAUUCGUCUGCUAUGUCUCUGGCUUCUGGGUUAUGGAGUUCUUUAAGUAG